Molecule: messenger RNA, 2431 nt
Organism: Sinocyclocheilus anshuiensis
Lineage: Eukaryota; Metazoa; Chordata; Actinopteri; Cypriniformes; Cyprinidae
Product: chromobox protein homolog 1-like
Exons: 6
Coding region: 256-876 (206 amino acids)
Cellular component (GO): nucleus
Source: RefSeq, a predicted model, not a curated record
UUGGGUCGGGAGCGAUCGUGUAGCUAGCUAGCUAGCGUUACCUUUUGUCUGGCCAUCCAAAGAACCUCGGUAAAACAAUAGCAAACUCGUUCUCCAGUCGACAGAUUUCAAACGUUUGUCGACAUUUAACGCCGGUGUAGCUGCACUGAGCCACCUAAUUCGGUGUUAUUUCCCCCUUAAUUCGGUAAUUCACAGCACGGUUGACGCUGACAAGGAACCGGAAGGUUCCACAGAGCCUCUGCCCCAUCGACGAGCAUGAGUGAACCAACAGACACAGCUAGUGAUGCUCCCAGCAUCACCGCAGACAGCAAGCUGGCGGCCACAGCUGGAAAGAAGCAGAACAAGAAGAAGGUGGAGGAGGUGGUGGUAGAAGAGGAAGAGGAAGAAUAUGUGGUGGAGAAGGUUCUGGACAGACGGGUGGUAAAGGGCAGAGUGGAGUUCCUUCUUAAGUGGAAGGGCUUCUCAGAAGAAGACAACACAUGGGAACCAGAGGACAACCUGGACUGUCCUGAUCUCAUUGCACAAUACCUGCAAAAACAUAAGUUAAAUGAAAAGAAAGAUUCUAUUGGAAAGAGGAAAGGAGAAUCUGACACAGAUGGUGGGGAAGACAGCCGACCCAAAAAGAGGAAAGAUGAGCAAGACAAGCCGAGGGGCUUUGCACGGGGAUUAGAGCCAGAGCGCAUCAUUGGAGCCACAGAUUCCAGCGGCGAGCUCAUGUUUCUAAUGAAAUGGAAAAACUCUGACGAGGCAGAUCUUGUUCCAGCCAAAGAGGCCAAUGUGAAGUGCCCGCAGGUGGUCAUCUCAUUCUAUGAAGAGCGACUAACAUGGCACUCUUACCCUUCUGAGGAAGAAGAGAAGAAGGAUGAUAAGAACUAGGCCUGUGAGGGAGAACGAGAGAGGUGGCAAGUCAGAGGCAGUGUUAGACUAGUUUGGGAUGGGGUGGGGGGUAUUUAGGAUAUGGGCAGUUCAAAGAUGGGGAAUCAGACACCCAAAAACUCUUUUACUCUCAAUGCCAUAAAACUUGGACUCAAAAUAUAUUCUGAGCAAGAUAUGCAGACGUGGGGUCAUCUUUAGUGGGCAAAAGUGAAUGUUAGUCAGAAUACUGACGACCGUAAGAAACACAGGAUUACUGGAUUUCCUCUUUGCUUCUCUUUCUGUUGGAUUAUGGGAAAUGGGGUAUAUAUAUGCUGCAGUAGUCAUUCCCAGCUAAUAAAAAGGUGGCCAACGUUUGAAGAGGUAUAUACUAAAUGCAAUGGAUCCUGUGUGCACAUCCUCGUACCUUCUAUAUUUUUCUGAUAAGAGAUUUGAAAGUCAUUUCAGUCUAAAUCGGAACGUGUCACUGUGUAAUGUGCUGCCCUAAGUUAAAACACAGUAAGUACACUUAAAACUGUAAAGAAAAACAUGUACAUUUUUGAGUGCAUUGAUUAAUUUGAUAUCUGAGCAUAGUUUGUUCAAAUCUCAGUUUUGAGUGUGUGUAGUUACGGUGUUUUGUCUUUGUUAGGUGGUAUGACCUAAUUUCUUAAGCCGCCUUUUUCUUUUCCAUCUCAUUUGUCCAGAUGUCAUUUAAGUCAUUUGUUGUGUAAAUGCAUUUGUCAAAGCUUUUGUCGCCUUAUUAGUGAGCAAAUUGCUGUGUAUUGCAAUCUUGCUGUUUUAGCAGCAUUUCUCCAUUUGUAUUCACCAUGUAUACAGUAUUCUCAUCUUUUAUUUGUUCACCAUUUGAGGAUAUAUAUUGCGUAUGGAUAUAUUCACAAGGAGGUUUUUUUUUUUGGGGGGGGGAUAAUUAUUUCUAGUGUUUAGUAAACUGCAUUUCCCAUAAUCUCAUAUAAACCUUUUUUAUUUUUAAUUAUUAGAUUAUGCAUUACUGUGUGAAGAGGAUAUAUGCUCUUUAGAUUCCAGCUUCUCAGACUGAUCUUUCAAGUUUUAUAGGCUGAUCAAGGUAUGCCAGACCUGGCUAAUAAAUACUUCAGAAAACAGAGGAAAAGUUUGACACUUUGCUGUAUUACCCUCUUCUUCGGCGGUGCUCAAGAUGUAGAAUGUACUACACCGCUUCAGGGCAUCUUUUUAUCAUAAACAUAUGUAAAUGUGUAGUGAAGGUGAAAAAUCUUGCUAACAUUACCAUGCUAUAGAUCAGGUCUUUUAGUACCUCCGUUGCACCAGCAUAAACUUGUUAGUACUGACAAUUUGUUAAAAUAUCUUCAAAAAGUUUUUAAAUUGAUUAAAGUAGUGCUUGGAUCACUGGAUACUGUUUUUUUUUUUUUUGCAAAAUAUGAUAUUGAUAGUGGCAUAUAUACACUUCUGUCUACUAGAGGAGACUGAAGUACUAUUGUACACAAUCAGUAAUGUGACUGCAUGAUUUUCCUUUCGAUUGUCUUUUAAGUGUACUGUUCAAAGCAUGUUAUUUUCUUUCAUUUUCACUUUUUCAAUGGUUAUU